CUGCGGACCAAUAGCAUAGAGCCUCUACUACUAAUUCAGCGCACAUAAUAAUGUUCGUGUCCAAUCAGCAUCUCUAAUCCUGCCCAGAGGAUGCCACGUUCAAUUUGGCGUCCAUCCAUGCGAAGUGGCUCUGUGGCCCCUCCGUCUAGACGUCGACCUGUCAUGCCCUUAAUUUCUUUCACUCCACAUCAAUCGCCCCAUACUCCGUUUUCCUCACUGUUGAAACCUUUUUCGCGGACUUCGUGUUCGCCAAUUCUGGUACCUGGACUUGAGCACGAGAGUACCAGUGCGAGGAAAAUCCUGGUCUGGUUGAGGUGCCCGUGAGAGCGUCGGGGACUGCCGUUUCGGGC
Messenger RNA from Cantharellus anzutake, 350 nucleotides. RefSeq lists its product as uncharacterized. Bases 91 to 324 code for a protein of 77 amino acids. NCBI's taxonomy places the organism in Eukaryota, Fungi, Basidiomycota, Agaricomycetes, Cantharellales, Hydnaceae. The transcript has 3 exons. The record is from RefSeq and is a predicted model, not a curated record.